Messenger RNA from Sarcophilus harrisii (Tasmanian devil), 1732 nucleotides. RefSeq names its product palmitoyl-protein thioesterase 2 (gene PPT2). The transcript has 9 exons. Gene Ontology annotation, molecular function: palmitoyl hydrolase activity; thiolester hydrolase activity. The record is from RefSeq and is a predicted model, not a curated record. Lineage: Eukaryota; Metazoa; Chordata; Mammalia; Dasyuromorphia; Dasyuridae. Bases 176 to 1084 code for a protein of 302 amino acids. Gene Ontology annotation, cellular component: lysosome.
GGUGAGUGUGUGAGUCAGCGAGUCUCGCUGGGGCCCUCAGACUGGCGCAGGAGAGGCGGUGCGCGAGGUGCAAGUUGGACAAGUACCCGCCCGGCGCUCCAAGGGCCUCGAGCACUCUCCCGGAGCCUGGGGACCGAGGCCCGACAAGCACUCGAGCCUGAAGACGCACUGGAGCAUGCCCGAGUCCUGGAGGCCCCGGCUCCCCACGCUGGGAGUCGUGUUCACCCUGGCCUUGCUGCCCCUCCUGCUGCUCACGGCUCCGCCACCCCCCAAAGCUCCCUACAAGCCUGUCAUCAUAGUGCACGGCCUCUUUGACAGCUCUGCCACCUUUAGGCACCUGCUGCAGUACAUCAACCAGACACAUCCAGGGACACUGGUGACAGUGUUGGAUCUCUUUGAUGGGGGAGAAAGUCUUCGGCCGCUAUGGGAACAGGUACAAGGGUUCCAGAAAGCUGUGACCCCGAUCAUGGAGCAGUCUCCUCACGGAGUCCAUCUCCUCUGUUAUUCCCAGGGAGGCCUCAUCUGCCGGGCCCUACUCUCUGUUAUGGAUGAACACAAUGUGGAUACUUUUAUCUCCCUCUCAUCUCCACAGAUGGGGCAGUAUGGAGACACAGACUACCUGAAAUGGUUGUUCCCCACCUCCAUGAGGUCUAACCUAUACCGAAUCUGCUAUAGCCCGUGGGGCCAGGAAUUCUCCAUCUGUAACUACUGGCAUGAUCCCCACCACCCAGACUUGUACCUCAAUGCCAGCAGCUUCCUGGCUCUUAUCAAUGGAGAAAGAGAUCACCCGAAUGCCACUGUAUGGCGGAAGAACUUUCUCCGUGUGAAGCGUGUGGUUCUGAUUGGGGGACCUGAUGAUGGUGUAAUAACUCCUUGGCAGUCCAGUUUUUUUGGCUUCUAUGAUGCAAAUGAAACAGUAUUGGAGAUGGAAGAGCAGCAGGUUUAUCUCCUGGAUUCAUUUGGGUUGAAAACCCUCUCUGCCCGAGGGUCCAUUGUGAGGUGUCCUACACCUGGGAUUCCCCACACUGCUUGGCACUCGAACCGCUCACUCUAUGAAGCCUGCAUUGAACCUUGGCUUUCUUGAAAGCAUUCUUGGAUAGCCCAAGAACUCUAAACCUGGGGAUGCCAAGCCUGCCUCUUUGAAGAUCCAGCAAUGAGCCCUGGCUAUUCUAUUAUCUCCUGGCUGUUUGACUUCUACCAAGCUGCCGCUUCGAUUAAAAGGGGCCUCCUAGAUCUACAACCUCCCAGCUAUCUGACCUUCUUCCCUUUCUCACCCCCAUAUCCUCUCAUUCUGGGAGGAUGGUAGAAAAUUGGAUUUUAAUCUUUUGGCUGCUGCUGUCCCUGUAUUUUGGGAAUGUGAAGGGAGAUCCCAGUACUUUCUUUCAUAGUGGGAGUUCCCUCUAAGUGACUCAGGACAUUUCUAGUUUCUCUUCCUCAUGUAUUCCCUUUCUUCCUUCCAUCCCUCAGCCCCCAAGAGGACAUUUUGGAGUGGGAGAUCUGAGGGUCCUCCAAUGGGGUGAUCCCAGGGACAAAUCUGUUUUUGAAUUAUCAGUAUUGGGGUAUCUAUGGCUCAUAAGCCUAUCUCAGGCUUGGAGUAGUCCCUACCCUCUGUCUUUGAGAUCUUCCAUAGAAGCUGUUUCUCUGAGGAUCCUACUCCAUAAACCCCACCUUUGUGUAAAGGGGAUGUUUUCUCUGUAUUUAUGAAAAUAAAAUUCCAUUUGUUCAACAUAAA